AUUGCUUUAGGGUGUUGAUAGCAUAGAAGUGAACAAGCCUGCACCAAAUUCCCGGGACAUUAUAAGAGAAGCUGGAGUUUUCCUACUGAGCAAUUGCCUGCUAGCGAGGCGAACGGCGAGUCAUUAACUGCCGCUGUGCUCUGCUGGAGAAGCUUUGCAGUUUGUGAUGGGGUCCAGGCUCUCUGUGGAUGAUUCCGUUCGCGUCGUGAUAGUUGGAGGGGGGUUUGGUGGCAUUGCAGCUGCCAACCACCUAAAAUCCUGGGGGAUCCCUUUUAUCCUUGUAGACAUGAAAGAUGCUUUCCACCACAAUGUCGCUGCCCUCCGGGCCUCCGUAAGCAGCGGAUUUGCGCAAAAAACUUUCAUCUCCUAUUCAGUAACAUUUGAAGACAGUUUCCGGCAAGCCAAAGUGAUUAGCAUUGAUGUGGAAAAACAGCACGUUGUGUUGCAUGAUGGUGAAGAACUCGCCUUUUCUCAUCUUAUCCUUGCCACAGGGAGUGAUGGACCUUUCCCUGGGAAAUUUAACCAUAUUGUUUGCAGGCAGUCAGCUAUUCAGACCUAUGAGGAUAUGGUCAAGGAGAUUCAGAAAGCUCCCCGCGUAGUUGUUGUGGGUGGUGGUGCUGCUGGAGUUGAGAUGGCAGCAGAGGUUAAGACGGAGUUUCCUGCCAAACAGGUCACACUCAUUCAUUCAAAAAUUGCAUUGGCAGAUGUAGAGCUCCUCCCCAGUGUCCGGCAGAAGGUGAAGGAGAUUCUUAUCCAGAAGGGAGUACAUAUCUUGCUGAGUGAGAAAGUUUCCAAUCUUCCUAUGCUGACUUUAAACCAAUUCAGUGAGAAUAUGGCAGUGAAGACUGAUAAAGGCACAGAAAUUGCUACUGACAUGGUAAUUCUCUGCACUGGAAUAGAGAUCAAUUCCUCAGCGUAUAGCAGUGUCUUCUUUGAUAAGCUUGCAAGUGAUGGUGCUUUGAAAGUGAAUGAACACCUCCAGGUGGUAGGAUAUGAUAACAUCUAUGCCAUUGGCGACUGUGCUCAUGUCAAGGAACCAAAGAUGGCAUACCAUGCCAGUCUUCACGCAAACGUUGUGGUGACCAAUAUCAUCAACAGCCUGACACAGAAACCUCUGAAAACCUACAAGCCAGGAUCACUUACCUACCUGCUGUCAAUGGGAAGAAAUGAUGGAGUUGGCCAGAUUAAUGGCUAUUAUGUGGGAUGCGUAAUAGUGACUACAGUCAAAAGCAGGGAUCUUUUCGUUUCAAAGAGUUGGAAGGAAAUGGGACAAAGAAUGCCUUGCUAAUGGGCACCGUUGAAAGAAGACAGAAGCUGCCAAAAGAAGAAUUAAUAAUCCAUCAUUGAGGGGAUUGAUAAACCAACAAUGGGAUGAGGCCAGAGUAUUGUUUUUAAAAAGGAAACAAUUAUCUCUCUAGUAUAUUUCUAUAUUAUGUUUGAUAGCUAUUAGAAGCUAUAUUUUCCUCUAGACUCUGGGUUUCAUUUUUACUGUAUAGUUAAUGAGCCAACAUGAAUUUUGUAAAAGUGGAUUGAAUUUUUUUUUGUGAAUUAAAAGCAGCACAAGCAGUGUGCUAUGUGAGAGUGAUAGUCAUCACAUAGAGUGUGUGUUUAAUGUUUUGUUUUGUGACACAUUUGUAUUCUGUUCCCCAUUUUCUUUGUUGGCCUUGCUCUUCUCAAAGGAAAUGGUUUGCCAUGAUAGAAUGAAUUUCUGAGCUAAUUUCUAUAAUAUAUGCAACAGCCCAUUUUUAAAAAAUAGUCCAGUUUUUCUAUAUCCCUGUGAUGUUAAGAACUUGUAGCUGUUGAUGCUUUCUUUUUAGGGGGAAGUUGUUACUGACAGAAGUUUUAAACCUUAUGGUAAAAGAUUAUCGUCCCUUUUUGUUUAAAAACAAAAAGCAUGAUGAAAUAUUCCCAGAAAUUAUGGGGUAGAGCAGAUCAAAUAUAGGCACAGAUUUAGUGCCCCCCACUCACUCUACCCAUCAGUCAAGAAAUGGGCGUAAUACUAAGAAUCUUAUUUUACAACCUUUGUAUUUGUCAUUGUUCUGCUAAACAUCUAAAACAAUAAUGCCAAACUUUUAGGAGAAAUUGUCUGUAAGCAAGCAUAUUACAGACUGUACUCUAAAAUGAGACAGGGAACCUUGUAACAGUGCUGACAAAUUCUUACUUGAAAGUAAGUUCCAAGGAAAGCAAUGGCCCCAAUCCAGUUUAAACUUGGUCACUAAAAAUAAUCGCUGGUUGUAACCAACUUGUUGCAUUGGUUUUAUUAGGAGGUGGUCACGAUUGGUUUUAGCCAGAUUGAGCCAAUGUUUCUGACUUCCAAGUAGAUGUAGGUAGUGGGAUGUUUUGUACUCAGGGUUCUCCAUUCAUCAUAAGACAACUUGUAUUCUUCCUUUUUGCCAAAAUGCAAACAUUUAAAACCAAAACAUUGUCUUUCACAAGCAACACAUUUUGUGUAUGGGUUUGAGGUCUAAGUCCUAAUUAUGUGUGUAUGUGUUGGGAGGAAUAGGUCAUUUUGUCUAAAGGUUUUAAGAAAGGUUGAGGAGAAUGAUAAUUGCAAAUGUUAGGAAAAUACCAUGAUAGAUGACCAGGCAGUUUCCAGAGGAGCGUCAACAGCUUGUUGGUUGCUGAGAAUCUUGCAAAGAAUACUGAACUAGUAUGGCUGACUUGAUCCAACAACAUUCUAUUUAUGCUCUUGAACAUAGGUAAACGCUUAAUACAGACUAAUUAAGCAUUAGGAGAUUCUUAGUGUAGAGAUUAGUUCUGCUCUGAUGUAAAAAUUCAAUUUGGAAUGUCACCCACAACACUUUGCAUACUUGGGGAAAAAAACGAGAGUAUGUAUGCAUGAGCAUGCCAAGGAAGCUUAAGAAAGAAGACAGUUCUAACUUUUUAGAAAUGGGGUUCUAUGAUGCUGUUGGUAAUGCUGAUUCUUAGGAUUAAGACUGCCUUCAUGUUUGCCUGAUUGUUUCCCAUCUGUUCAGCUUAUUGUUUCUAAAUAAACAGAAAUCACAAAUCA
Molecule: messenger RNA, 3010 nt
Organism: Eublepharis macularius
Lineage: Eukaryota; Metazoa; Chordata; Lepidosauria; Squamata; Eublepharidae
Gene: AIFM2
Product: apoptosis inducing factor mitochondria associated 2
Exons: 9
Coding region: 167-1288 (373 amino acids)
Biological process (GO): positive regulation of apoptotic process; apoptotic mitochondrial changes
Cellular component (GO): cytoplasm; mitochondrion
Molecular function (GO): electron-transferring-flavoprotein dehydrogenase activity; flavin adenine dinucleotide binding
Source: RefSeq, a predicted model, not a curated record